This is a messenger RNA of Phytophthora infestans T30-4, 4089 nucleotides long. RefSeq lists its product as uncharacterized. The record is from RefSeq and is a predicted model, not a curated record. Bases 1 to 4089 code for a protein of 1362 amino acids. Lineage: Eukaryota; Oomycota; Peronosporomycetes; Peronosporales; Peronosporaceae. Gene Ontology annotation, molecular function: protein binding. The transcript has a single exon.
AUGCCGGCGUUCCCGGUCGGUAAGUAUGCUCGCUACAAGCGCGCUACGGCCUUCUUCCUAGACUGGCUGCUACGUGCGCGCGGCCGAAGUAAACAUGCGGGUCAAGAGUCGGAGCUGGACAAUCUCACAUCCGUCGUGGAAGAGAUCGCAGCGGCACUAGCGUCCCUGACUCCGAAACUGUUGAAUGAGUUCCCAAAGGCUCUCGCCGCCUGUCAGUGCGCCAUCACGUUCCGUGAACAAGUCGCCGCCUACUUAGGAGGUGGAGAUAGUGGUCACCGACACUUUUUAAGCCUCUUGAAGGGCUGGCAAAAGACUCUAAAAGCCGUAGAGAGGGAGCGACAAGGAGACGAUGCAACAGAAACCGACAGCACGCGGUUCGAGAACUAUUACGCAGUGCUAGAGGUGGAUGAGGACUAUUUCCCUAAUGAAGAUCUGCUCAUUGCUGAGACUGGAGCUCCGAAAAGCACUCAAGUGGACAGAGAACGGCUGUUUAACGAGGCCUUUGCUGAAGAUCUGAGACUGGAAGUGGUCUAUUUCUUCUUGGAGUUGGAGGAAUUGGUAGAAGGGGUGUUUAGCAUUUUUAAUCAAGUGAAGAGGCAACAGCGCACAAUGGUAGAGGCCACAGUGGUGGCUAAGUUGGCUAUUGACACGGCCAGUGCAUUGACAUCGAAGCUCCAGUUGAGGUACCCAGCGCUAAAGACUGCGGAAGAUGUGCUACGUAUCGUGAUGGAACGCACACCCAACGACUUUGUGGAUAAACUGGCUCAUAAAGUCCGCGACGUGUGGACGAAAUUCCAGAAUAACGGGACGCUCGAGUUCGUCCCAGGGAUGUUACUUUUGGACUUCAUAAGUGUGAACAGAACGUUAGCCAGCUUCACCUCGAUCAUCCCAAGUCAAGAGGGAGCGUACUUGACUAUUCGUGAUGGCUUCCAUGGUGAAUCUUAUGGAGAAGAGCGGACGCCAGAGUACAUGCUGCCAGACCCCACUAACCUCGUGGUUUUCUUGAUGCAGCAGCUGCCAUUGCUAUACAACACGAUCAUGCAAACGAAGCGUGUUACCGGCUCGGGCUUUGACGAAUCCAAUCUUGCUAGCUCGUUCUUAGCAGCAAUGGAUGAGUAUUUCACGUCGCAGAAGGUUACAGUACCUAUUGUGUUCACGUGCAUCUGCUGGCUUAAGUCCGUUGCUGCGCUGCAAGGGAAAUCUGGGCUCACUCGCAAUGUGAGUCUUACGUUUGACCACUCGAUAUACCUGAUGAGAAACAUGGAAGAGACAGUGGAGAAAGGUGCAGUGUUCACUGCCGAUAAGGAAAUCCACGGAGGCUUGAAGAGGUGCGCAGAGGAGAUCAAACAGUCGAGUCGAGGCCAUAACUUGGCACGUGCCAAUCCUCUAAUGGCAGGCUUUAUGAUGCUGACGUAUCACUUCCACUAUUCCCACAUGGCCAGUGAGAUUUUGAUGGUGACGUCGAGGUUCCGAGCCUUUGGUCACCUGUACAAUGCGCUUGUGGAGCAGAGAUUUCUUCAGCACAUUCCGUUUUUCGACGAAGUUCUGCGGAUCUACGACGAGAUGAUCUUCACGCCCUCACGCGCUGCAGCGGUGCAUGGCUCUUACAAUCGCGCUUACUUACUGAGCUCUCACUUGACUGCAACUUCAGUCAACGCCAUGUAUCGUGGUGCGACGCCACCGGCUGGGAAAAAAGGCGUUAAAGUGCGGAAGGCGCUUCACUUCCAGGAUUUAUCCCAGAUCUACCGACUUCUCACUGAGAACGACAGGUCAGUGCUUGGUGGUGCGUCAUCGAAGGCCAUGCUGAACAAAGCAGCGGAUAUCUGCUCGAUGGAGCUGUUCCAGACACGUGUGCUCUCUCGUGACAUGUUGAAGCUCAAUGAUGACCUCACGGAUGUGUUCUCUGUGAUGUGUGACGAGCUAGGGCAGCGACAGUAUCACGACGACUAUGUAGCUGCUCGUCCGCAGCGAGGGGAUUCUCGUCACUAUCGAGUCAAUCGCGCGUUAGAGGCUGCAGUGAUGACGCCUUUGAUGCCGCUAUUGGACUGCUUGCAGUCGGAUGGGUCGCUGGAAAUGCGUGCCAUACCCACUCAACAUGUCCAGAUUGGUAACUUGAGUAGUGACGGUAUCAGGAUACUGUGCAUGAAGGCUGCUGCGGUGAUCAAAGCCAAGUUCGCGACGCCACCUCUGGUAUGUGAGAAGAAAUACUUCACCUUCCCUUCCAAACCUGAUUUCGUCAACCAAGAGUAUGGAGCGCCGUUGAGAGAGUUGGAGGGUCAAGCACGGCAUAAUGUCUUUCAUGGUCUGAUGGCAAUGCUCGUGAAUAGCGCUGGUCCUCUGUCUGGAUAUAAUCUGGAGAUUCUCAAAUCUGAACUGCGCCAGAAUCCAGAUCUCCUGGCCAUGGCAACCAACUCUGACUUGUGGUCAUUGUUCCACCACGCAGCAGCUGGACCUGCACACGACGCGGACUUAGUGGAAUGGAUGAUCCAGCUUGGAGCGCUAACCAUACAGCUUCUGCACUGUCGAUACGAACUGCAACGAAGAGAGCUUCCAUUUAAUAGCGAGGGGUUGCCCAACACGAUGGCAGUUCACAGCGCAGCCAUUGCGGGACACGAAGACAUUGUUCGGAUUAUUCUUGAGGCUGAUAAUAUGGUCGACCUGAAUACUCCCACGUACCACACGAAGGAGACGCUCGCCCAUUUGGCUGUCAAGCACGGACAUCGCAGUUUGUACGAGAUGCUUCUUGAGGUUGGAGCGGAUCUCCGCAUCAAGGACGGUGAAGGAAGACGGAUUUGUGACGUCACAAACGACCGAGAGUGGAGGCGUGAAAUUGCAGCGUCCAUCGCUGAGAUCGAGAGAUGCGAAGCUGAUAACGAGAGCAAGAAGAAUCGCGAUGGACUCUUCCGUCACCAGAGCGACCUCCGAGCUGAACGUCUGCGUCAGUUAGUAAAUAGUCAGCGCGAUGAAGAACGUCGACGUGAAGUGGAAAAUGCCACCACAAACGCGGCCAAUACUACGUCGAAGAAAAAGAAAAAGAAGAAGAAGAAAUGCAAUGCGACGGCGAACGUUUCCACUCCAAUUGCCACAGUGACGGCAGACGAUUUAGCAGAAGCAACAAACUUGCUGAAGGAUUUAUUGGUUCCAAGCAGCUCAGAUAUUGACCCAAACGAUGAUACGAAGCCGGCAGCAUUGCAGGAGAUCAGUGGUGAGGAUACAGCGGCGAUGUUUGGUCGCCUGAGAGACCCGAACAUCCCUGCGGCCGACAAAACCGACGACGUGCAGCGUGCUUGUCAACUCAUCAAGAAGCUGGAGAGCUUGGUGACAGCUUCUAGUCACCCAAGCCGACUCAACUCCACGGAUCGACGCGACCGAGUCGCUAUCGCUUCCGAGGCGUUGCAAGUCAUUCACUUGAUGCAGAAACUCCAUCGAGUAAACGACCCCGCCAUCGCUGUCCUCGCUCUCUCGUCGGUGCGCCAACUCUGUGCUACGACGCUCAAGUUUACGAGUUUUGUCGUUGGAACCGCGCAACUUAGCAUGUCCGUGAACCGGAAGCCACAAGCCAAGGAGAUUCUGGAUCUGCUGGAGAAGCGACUGGUCAAGAUGCCAUUCCCCAAGAGAGAGCCUUCUGUGUACCGCGAGAUGGUGCAGACGUACUCUGUAGCUCGGGAUGCGAUGGGAUUGGGGCGAACGUCCAGCGCCGUCACCUUUCGUGCCUUGGAAUGGUAUCUGAGUAACGUUACGAGCCGCUUUAAGGUGCAGGAAGCACUCGACAAGUUCGUUGGGCGACCCAUGUAUCUGGAGUUCACGACAGUGUCAAGGAUCACCGAGCGACAGUUCCGUCGCUUUGAAGCCGCCGUUGAGACUGUUGCAGAGUUGGCGGGCGUCGUGUGUCUGGGCAACCGAGUCAUGUACGGGGCCACGGAAUUUGAUGGCUUAAUGCGCGUUCUUCGUGCUGUAGGAGACUUGGCGCACAGGGAAAAGAUGGCCUUCGCUCAGGAGACCAUGCAGAUCGCUGUGACGACGUUGCAUGUGGGGAGGUUCGAGUUCUCGGAGAAUGGCGUUGUCAAAUAUGACGCCGCUGCUGUCUGA